UAACCUCCUUUAUUCCUAGCUCCUCCCUCCUUGCCAAGUGACUGGGGUCUAUAUUCUGGGACAGCUUGUCAAGAGGAGGCAUAGAUUCUCUCUUUUUGCUUUGAGUGACAUUUUUCUCUCUGGUGCUGCGUUCCAGUGGUGUGAAGAUCUGAUGUCUGAGUCCAAAGGUACCGUGGUGCUUGCCUACAGUGGUGGCCUGGACACAUCAUGCAUCCUGGUCUGGCUGAAGGAGCAGGGCUAUGAGGUCAUUGCUUACCUGGCCAACAUUGGACAAGAUGAAGACUUUGAAAAAGCAAGGCAGAAAGCUGUCUCCCUGGGAGCCAAAAAGGUUUACAUUGAAGAUAUUAGCAGAGAGUUUGUGGAAGAAUUUAUCUGGCCAGCAGUCCAAGCCAACGCUGUCUAUGAGGACCGAUACCUUCUAGGUACUUCUCUGGCCCGGCCUUGCAUUGCCCGUAAGCAGAUGGAAAUAGCCCAGAAAGAAGGAGCCCAGUAUGUCUCUCAUGGAGCCACUGGAAAGGGUAAUGACCAGAUUCGGUUUGAGCUCACCUAUUAUGCCCUCUGUCCCCAAAUUGAGAUCAUUGCACCAUGGAGAAUGCCGGAAUUCUACACACGCUUUCGAGGUCGGGGAGACUUGAUGGAAUAUGCCAAGAACAAUGGAAUCCCUGUUCCAGUAACACCUUCCAAGCCCUGGAGCAUGGAUGAAAACCUCAUGCACAUCAGCUAUGAGGCUGGGAUCUUGGAGAACCCGAAGAACCAAGCACCCCCCGGGCUCUAUACAAAGACCAGAGAUCCUGCUGUGAGUCCAGACACUCCUGAUAUCUUAGAAAUUGAAUUUAAGAAAGGUGUCCCCAUCAGGGUCACGAACAUGAAGGAUGCGACCACUUGCCAUUCGCCCCUCAAGCUCUUCGUUUACCUGAAUGAAAUUGCUGGCAAGCACGGUGUGGGGCGCAUUGAUAUUGUGGAGAACCGGUUUAUUGGGAUGAAGUCUAGAGGUAUCUACGAGACCCCAGCAGGGACGAUCCUUCACCAUGCACAUUUAGACAUCGAGGCCUUCACCAUGGACCGGGAGGUGCGGAAAGUCAAGCAAGGACUUGCCCUGAAAUUCGCUGAACUGGUAUACAAUGGUUUCUGGUUCAGUCCGGAGUGUGAAUACAUUCGCCGAUGCAUUGACCAAUCCCAGGAACACGUAGAAGGGAAAGUCCAGGUCUCUGUCUUGAAGGGUCAAGUCUACAUUUUGGGAAGGGAGUCAAGCCAUUCCUUGUAUAAUGAGGAACUGGUGAGCAUGGACGUUCAGGGGAAUUACAAACCAUCUGAUGCCACUGGGUUCAUCAACAUCAACUCCUUGAGACUGAAGGAAUAUCAUCGACUCCAGCGCAAGGUCAACUGGAUGCAGAAUUAAUGGCAAUCCAUGGGUCUGUGGACUCAUCCUCUCCUACCCCACCCUUUUAAUGCCCCAUGUGUUGCUACUAAUUGUGGUAAUUGGUGAGCGUUACUCAUCCCCCUGACUCCCAAAGCCCUAAGAUUACAUUGUUCUGCUCUUCAGUGGCAGGUAAAAUGGAUUCAAGAAAAGGUGAUCAGUGGAGGGGAGAGAUGUGCUCCUAUGGAUCUGUGAACAAGAAUGUUAUUAAAAACAUAUCUGCCAUUAUUUCAAAAGUC
Sceloporus undulatus (fence lizard) is the source of this 1656-nucleotide messenger RNA. It is a transcript of the gene ASS1, whose product is annotated as argininosuccinate synthase 1. NCBI's taxonomy places the organism in Eukaryota, Metazoa, Chordata, Lepidosauria, Squamata, Phrynosomatidae. Gene Ontology annotation, biological process: urea cycle; L-arginine biosynthetic process. Gene Ontology annotation, cellular component: cytoplasm. The record is from RefSeq and is a predicted model, not a curated record. The transcript has 15 exons. Gene Ontology annotation, molecular function: ATP binding; argininosuccinate synthase activity. Bases 152 to 1399 code for a protein of 415 amino acids.